Messenger RNA from Durusdinium trenchii, 696 nucleotides. Lineage: Eukaryota; Dinophyceae; Suessiales; Symbiodiniaceae. The record is from the annotation of a GenBank genome assembly.
AUGGCUGAUGGGCCAGAUGGGCCACAAGGUGGGCCACAAGGUGGUCCACACGGAGGGCUCCCACACCAGCCAGAAGUGCCAGGUGAUAAGGUGGAGUACAAGCUUCAGGGAAGAAUCUUGUCGGUCAGAAAGGCCAAUGGAAGUGUCUCCCCAGUUCUGACUGGAAAAAGUGUCGUGCUGAAGUCUGUCACCCAGGAUGAUGGCAGCAAACGUUCCAUCACUAAGGCCACUUGGUUCACUCCGCAGUUGAGCGUGUCAGAUGAGGAACGGGAACAUGUCCGGAUGCCAUUCAGAGAGAAGCCACGGGAAUGGCGCAAACAACGUCCACAUGAAAGGCAUGGGAGGUAUAUGGACUCCAUGGACUAUCACAUGAGCAUGCAGAGGGAUCAUGCAGAGGCUUCUGUGCCGCAAUUCGCUCAGACCUUCACAGAUCACAGGAGCUAUCAGAAUGAUCCUGGAUCUCUCCAGGGCCCGCCACUAAUGGCAGACUUGCGCCAAACGGCCGCAGGUGAACUUGGAGCGCCAAGGGGGGGGGCGUUCGAAGACGGACAGCCCGGAGCAUCCAGAAGUCACCUCCGGCUCAGCGGCCCCAGGAAUUCAAGGGAUCCAAGGGGCGCCUCAAAGCAUCGAGCCAGUGAACGUGCCACACGUGCCACGCGUGCCAGAGAACGUGCCACCAGUGCCGGGUGUGAUUGA